Molecule: messenger RNA, 1485 nt
Organism: Neoarius graeffei (lesser salmon catfish)
Lineage: Eukaryota; Metazoa; Chordata; Actinopteri; Siluriformes; Ariidae
Product: E3 SUMO-protein ligase ZBED1-like
Exons: 1
Coding region: 1-1485 (494 amino acids)
Molecular function (GO): DNA binding
Source: RefSeq, a predicted model, not a curated record
AUGGCGAGUGGACAAGAAGACGAGAGAUUAAACUUUGAAGAGGCACCAUCUUCGUUCAAAUCCACAGCGUGGAGUCAUUUUGGCUUCAGUGUUAAGUAUGACGAACAAGGCACAAAGACAGUCAGCAAGCAAAACACGGUCUGCAAAAACUGUUUUGCAACGCUUGGCUACUCAUCAGGUAACACAUCCAACAUGAUGGCACACCUGCGUCGCAAUCACCCGGGCAUAAACUUAAGUGGAACAAGACCUAUCACCAAAACACAACAAUCCAUCCCAGCUGCCUUCCAACAGCAAUAUUCAACCCAUUCCGAAAAACACAAAAGCAUAACUCGUGGAAUUGGCGUGUACAUAGCCAAAGACAUGCAGCCAUACUCUGUAGUUAACGAUCGGGGAUUUCGUUUUUUGAUGAAGCUGGUCGAACCCCGAUAUAGCAUUCCCUCCCGCGCACAUUUCAGCGAUAAAAUAAUCCCAGAACUUUACGAGGUGUCUCGGAGUGAAGUUGAGAGCGAACUGCGACAAGCCCAAUUCCUCGCUCUUUCUACCGAUAGUUGGACAUCUAGAGGGACUACAAGCUACCUCACUGUAACUGUUCACUUCGUAGCAGAUUGGGAGAUAAAAUGCUACGUGCUACAAACUCGUCCAGUUUACGAGAGUCACACAAGCACUCAUUUGGCACACGAGCUCAUGCAAGCAGUCACUGAAUGGAAACUAGAGAGAGCAAAUGUCACCGUUCCAGUCACUACGGACAAUGCUCCAAAUAUAGUGAAUGCCAUCCGUGAUACCCGUGUUUUUGCACCACACGUUGCUUGUUUUGCGCACACACUAAAUCUCGCAGCAAAGAAGGCUGUUGCCCUCAGUGCAGUGUCACGCAUCCUGGGGAUGAUCAGAAGAGUGGUGACAUUUUUCCACAAAAGUACCACGGCUGCCCACGUUUUGACCAAGAAACAACAAAUGCUUAGCAUACCAGAGCACAAACUUAUUCAUGACGUUCCAACUCGUUGGAAUACAGCACAUGACAUGCUUGAGCGGUAUUUGGAGCAGCAACCUGCCAUAUUCUCUGCCUUGCUAGACGAAACUGUGAGGAAAACGCACAAAGACAUGGCCAUGCUCACCGACAGUGAGAUGAAGCUUGCAGAAAGGCUGAUACAGUUGCUUAACCCACUGAAAAAAAUGACCACACUGAUGAGCAGUGAAUCAAAUGCCACUCCAUCCAUGAUUCUCCCUCUUAAGACAAGGACUCUGCGAUCCAUGACACCAGAUCCACAAGACUGUCCAACCAUCAGGGAAGCCAAGCUAGCCGUCACAUCAGACUUGGAGAAAAGAUAUACAGAUCCAGAUCUAAUAGAUUACUUGCACAGAGCUACUGCUGUCGACCCCAGGUUCAAGUCAUUGCCGUUUCUUGAUGGAGCUGUCUGUGACCAAGUCUUCAAAAGCCUCAUUACAGAAAUUGUGGAGCAUGAACAGCAGGUAUUUGGCCUAUUAUAA